This is a messenger RNA of Notothenia coriiceps (black rockcod), 2034 nucleotides long. Its product is annotated as zinc finger protein 664-like. The transcript has a single exon. Gene Ontology annotation, cellular component: nucleus. Gene Ontology annotation, biological process: regulation of transcription by RNA polymerase II. The annotation marks the transcript as partial. The record is from RefSeq and is a predicted model, not a curated record. Gene Ontology annotation, molecular function: DNA-binding transcription factor activity, RNA polymerase II-specific. Lineage: Eukaryota; Metazoa; Chordata; Actinopteri; Perciformes; Nototheniidae.
CUUGUAUUGCCUCUUCAAACCCCUCAUUUUAGUUCCCUUUUAAUCUUUACUCCUUGUUCCCACAGCAGCACGUGUCAGGAAGUCGAAGUGAGCGGAGAAGACCUCUCAAUAUCACAACAAGACAUCGAAACAGAGGAAGCAGGUGCUGAGGAUUGUGGGAUAUCAGAGCCAGAUGAGGGGAAAAUGGACGGUGUGGAAAGAGAAGAAGCGAGCGAUGACGAUUGGAAGCCAGACUUGAGUAGUGACUCUGGAUUGUGUUUAUCAAAGACUAAAAAGAAAGGAAAAACCAAACUCUCGGGUUUAAAAACCGAGAAAAGUGUGGAUGAUUUCACCUGCAAAGUGUGUGGAGCGCUGCACGAAUUGGAAAUCGCGUUAAUCAAACACGCCUUGAGUCACGUGGACAAAACGGGAAGUUUUUGCGGUGUUUGCGGAGAGCAUUCAGAGUCGAUGACGGAUCAUUUUGAAAGCCGACACAAAACCCACGACUGUCACAUCUGCGAAGAGUCUUUUCUCAGUUCUCUUGAUCUCGACGAGCACGUGGCCGCCCACUCGGGGCAGAAACCGUACGAAUGCGAUGUUUGCAAAGACGCUUUUGCAUUGGAAGUCUCCUUAGAGAAUCACAAGCAGAUGCACGAGAAUAAAAAGUUGCACCUCUGCGGAGUUUGCGGUAAAUCCCUCUGCGACUUCCGAUCGCUUUCCCGCCACAAGAUGACGCACUCCGGUGAGAGACCUCAAGGUUGUCAGGUGUGCGGGAGGCGUUUCAAACUCCCCGGGACGCUGAGGCAACACGAGAAGAUCCACACGGAGAGAAAAAGAUCGUACCUCUGCGACGUUUGCUGCAAGAUGUUCCUCACGAGCAAGGAGCUGCAGAUCCACUUGCGAACGCACACCAACGAGAAGCCGUAUCACUGCGGGGAAUGCGGGAAAGGAUUCUCCACGAAAGGCUCGUUGACGAUACACAUGCGUGUCCACACUGGAGAGACACCGUACAGCUGCCCCGACUGCGGAUGGUCCUUCAAACGAAAGAUUAAUCUGGAUAACCACGCCACGGUGCAUUCGGGCGCCAAACCGUUUGUUUGCACGAUUUGCGGGAAAGCGUGCGCUCGCAAAACGUACUUAACGGUCCACAUGAGGACGCACAACGGAGAGAGACCGUACAAGUGCACCUUCUGUGACAAAGCCUUCACUCAGAGCCACUGCCUGAAGACUCACAUGAAGAGCCACAAGGGGGCGGAAGCUGCAACGUGACGCUGAAAAUGGAUGACAUUUUAAUGAAUAGUUGUGUUUCCCGCUAUUUAUUUAUCUGUUUUUCAAGUUAUGUGAAGAUUCCUGUACACUGGGCAAAGUUCAUUGCAUGUGGGAGAAAUAAAAUAUGAAUGUGCAAUAUCAGUUUUGAUGCUGUCAGAGGAAAUUAGUACCUGGUGAAUUGCAGUUUAUUUAAUGAUCUUAAUUAGUAAUCAGAAAGAAGUAUUCAGAUCCUUUACUCAGUAAAAGUAUGAAUACAGAAAUGCUUAACUACUCUUAAACAAGUAAAGAUUCUGCAUGACCGUAUAACAAAAACAGUCUAGUUUAAGUAUUAAGGUAAAACAUACUGUUUAUAUUAUUAUGACAACAUUAGUUUAAGGUUUUCAGACUUUUUCAUGAAGUCAUUUUAGAGGGUAACAUUCUGAGGCCAUGGUUCUCAGCAGGAAACUGAUGGACCGUCUACUCCGAGUAGGGAGUGAGUCCUUACCCCAAAUUAAAGAGUUCAAGUAUCUCUGGGCUCUUGUUCUUACCCUCAACUAUGAUCAUGAAGAGGGGUCAUGACCGAAAGAACAGGAUCGAGAAUACAAGCAGCCAAAGUGGGAUUUCCUCCAGAGGAUUACUGGCAUCUCCCUUGGGGAUAAGUUGAGGUCAGUCAUGGGGCACUCAGAGUAGAACUGCUGCUCCUCUGCGUAUACUUCUGAAAUGUAAAUCAACUCUGUUGUUUUUUUAAGUCUCAGAAGCCAAACAUUUUGGAAAUGACUGCUUGUUUUGUAUUUUAUCUUAACUUCU